AUGACGUCCGUUCGGUGGUUCAGCAGAUUUUCUGCGUAUUUGCUCUUUGUUGGUCUACAGUUCGUGUCAUCCACGUUCUAUAGCACCUUGCUGAAUGGAGAGAAAUUCAAAGGCUUUAUGACGAUAUCUCCUCUUGGACACGACCAGUAUCUCAUAUCCUUCGACGUGAAACACUCAGAGGACGAUGUGAGCUGGUCUGUUCAUAUGUCUUCUGCUCCAUAUGACAUGGUUGCGAUUACCGAGAACUGCAAACGAGCGAAGAAGAGCCCGAAAAUUGUUCGAGAUCGACCACUGAAUGAAUCAACAGUCAGUGGAUCGCAAAUCAUUGGUCAUACGGUCAUUCUAACGAGCAAACGAGGCUUGGUUACCUGUGCUACAGUAAUUUUACCUGGAUUUCCACUUCUGCGAGCUUCAUUUCAUACCGCAACUAUAGAGGGAUAUAUUCACAUAAUCCCACUGAAACAAGAGGCGCGCAUCCUUCCCGACCUGAGAUCAAAUCCAAAAUUGGAAAAGGAAGAGCCUAAGAAAGGCAUAUUAGAGUGGGCAUUUGUUCGAAGAUGUCCAAAAAACAUGACUUCCCUCCAAACAGAUGACAACGAACUUGGAGUUGACUCGCGGACAACCCUCACAAUAGGAAUUCCUGCUAACUUCACUUUUCAAAUGAUUGCUUUGCUAUUCGAUGGAGAACUGCUCACCUGUUCACCUAUUACAAACGUUGAAAUUCGCCAA
This is a messenger RNA of Ostertagia ostertagi, 729 nucleotides long. The record is from the annotation of a GenBank genome assembly. NCBI's taxonomy places the organism in Eukaryota, Metazoa, Nematoda, Chromadorea, Rhabditida, Trichostrongylidae.